Messenger RNA from Gadus chalcogrammus (walleye pollock), 5286 nucleotides. It is a transcript of the gene terf2ip, whose product is annotated as telomeric repeat binding factor 2, interacting protein. The transcript has 8 exons. Gene Ontology annotation, cellular component: shelterin complex. Lineage: Eukaryota; Metazoa; Chordata; Actinopteri; Gadiformes; Gadidae. The coding region runs from base 79 to 1908 and encodes 609 amino acids. Gene Ontology annotation, biological process: telomere maintenance via telomere lengthening; regulation of DNA-templated transcription. Gene Ontology annotation, molecular function: telomeric repeat DNA binding. The record is from RefSeq and is a predicted model, not a curated record.
UAUUUUCACAAGCCGACAACGGAGAACAAGAGUUGCAUCUGCGCAGCCGCAGUAAGGGUUGUUAUGAAGUAGCGGGAAAUGCUACCCACUCGCAGAUCAGGAAAUACCUUCCAGCUAACGACGAUGCCGUCCAAACGGGAAAAUCAGGGCAAGUCGCAGGUCAUCUCUCCAGUUCUUUUCAUGACUGUGGAUGGUGAACCCAUGCGUUUCUUCCUGUGCCCGGGACCAGCCAAGGUGGAGCUCUUGCCCAGCAUCAAGGCAGGGGGAGGAAUGGUGUGCAAAGCUCAGGAGCCGGGGGCUGUCCUGCUUGUGGACCCCAAUGAGAUGGGGGCUCUCACGCAGAGCACAGCUCACUGGUACGUGUCUGCCCAAUACAUCCGGGACUGCAUAGAGAAGAAUGAGCAGCUCGAGCUGGAAGACUACAGGAUGAAGCCCGAUGCCGCAGACGUACAAUCUACCAAGAAGAGGGCAGCCAGGACCAGCACUUCCUCAGGUAGAAUACCUUACACUUCUGAAGAGGACGCCGCCAUCAUCGGCUAUGUCGCCACACUCAAGGAUAAGCUCAAAGGCAACCUGCUGUGGAAGCAAAUGGCAGAAAUUCACUUGACCCAACACAGCUGGCAGUCCAUGAAGUACCAUUACAUCUACAAACUGAUGGACAGACCAACAGAGGCCAAGGAGCAAGGCAGACGAAAUGGAGUCUCCAUGGCAGACGACAAACGAUCCGAUGUCCAACCGACAGCUGACCCCCCUUCUGAACCGGAUGUGACUCUCGCGGAGGAGGAGGUGGAGGAGGAGGAGAAGGAGGUGGAGGAGAAGGAGGUGGAGGAGGAGGUGAAGGAGGCAGAAAAGGAGGAGGAGGAGGAGGAGGAGGUGGGGGAGGAGGCAGAGGAGGAGGAGGAGAAGGAGGUGGAGGAGGAGGUGAAGGAGGCAGAAAAGGAGGAGGAGGAGGAGGAGGAGGUGGGGGAGGAGGCAGAGGAGGAGGAGGAGAACGAGGUGGAGGCGGCUCUUCCAUCCUUCCAUCUCCUGAUGCUGCCCGACACGCCGCCGUUGGAGCCGCCGUCCAGAAAGAAAGCCAGAACGUCGUCGCCUCGUGGCUCGCCAAAGGCAUCAACAUCAGCAGGAACGCCAUCGUCAAGACCUCCCCCACCCCCACGCCCAUCCCCACCACCACGUCAGCCAAUCGAGGGUGACCUCUCAGCAGACGGGGCUUCUAAUCCAGUGAUCCAGAAUGAGGCGGAGAAAACCGGUAAGAGUGGAGAAAAAAGGAAGUUGGGGAUCCUGGAGAUUGCUUCUGAAGAGUUUGAAGAUGACAGUGAGUCUGAUUAUGAGGAGGCCCAUGAUGUGCCUGAGCCCAUGAGCACCCAGCAACCCAGGGCAACGACCUCAAAGCACCCUAUGGGAACGCCCGAUAUGCCCAUGGAAACCAGAACUGUGGUAGAAACCGGACCUACUCCCAAGCCACACCUCUUCAUAUUUGACAGAGAAUCGCAGGAGGAAGGCUCCCAGCCAAUGGAAUGUGAGGGCGCAGCAGUCCCUGCUGGCCCUCAGCCAAUAAGCAAAGAGGCAGAAGUGGAGUCAAUGACCCAGGUGCAGUUGAAAGAGGACAUGCAGCGAAUAAGAGCGCUGAUGAAGCAGACUAACCAGAACCUUGUGAGCGUGACCAAGGCUCUGCUGAAGACAAGCGGGGACUUCAGCGCUGCCCUGGCUCUCCUGCUGAGGCCCGACUCGGCCCGGGGCCCCUUCUGGAGCCAAAGCGACGACCGGCUGCUGAUGACCUCUGACUCCGAGGCUCGCCAGCAACUCCAGAAGAGGUACGGCGAGCAGGGCGUGGCCAAGAGGUUGGUAUUCCUGGAGGGGGCGAAUGAUGCGGACGAUCCGCCAGAACUCAAUGUGCAUAAUGUAUGAACAGGUCUCCAUGUGUGUGCUCGUAAUGAGUUCAAACAACUGACGUUUCAUUAUGUGAUCAUGCACAUUUUUAAAAUUCUGUAAAUACCAUUUUUAUCAUUCUGUAUUCAUGCGUAGAAUAGGUUAUUUUCGAGUUUCGAAAAGACCAUCAAAGGGCCAUAGUUUAACCGACAGGUGUCCAUCCUGGAUAUUCUCAACCAGUCUUGAAUAGCAAAUUACUAUAUUGUAUUUUCUCCAAACAAAAUGUAUUUGUCUAUUUUAAAUGUUGGCUUAUUUUUUACUUUACCUGUAGCAGCCUUUUAAUGUAUCCAUAUCCGGUUUAACUUUAUUCGAUUUGAAGUGUUAAUUAAAUUGUAAAGCACCUUGUCUUUCAACAACAGGCCUAUCGUUGUGUAUCAUUAAGGUCAUUUUAGCAGUGUUCAUACAUUUUGCUAAUAGCUGUGUGAUGCAAACUAAAGAGAAACGAUUCAAACUUUUUUUUUCCUUUAAGAUUAUGAGUCUGAGGAAGGAUAAUAUUAAGAUGUAUAAAAUGUAAUAAAAUUGAAUUUAAAUUGACAGUGUUCGAUGUCGACCUCCUGAAUCUGUAUAGGCUGCACUGAUUUAAAAAACAAUUAUGAUUAAAUAAUUUCUGGGACUGAUAUUUACUGAUAGUAAAUUAACAUAAAUCGGAAUGGAAAGGUUACAUUUUGAAUUAGUUAGUUUAGUUGCUUUAUUAUCUUUAAACAAUUUAAGCCUUUGUAUUUUAGUGUUUUUGUUGACCAAAUGCCUUAAUAAAAUAUAUCAGAUAUCUGAGGUAGACAGAUAACGACAGCAUAUUUUUUUAUUCAAUCCAUCUUUUUAUUUCAUUUUACCCAAAUACAUUCUUCGUUGUUUUUUUUUGUUAAACAAAAUUUGACCCAGAGGAAGAACUGAAGGACCCAGAGGAUAAAUAAAUGCAAUCAUGUACACAGAUCGUAAAAUUAAUCAUGGAAGACGUGUGUGACAGAAAGAAACCAGGCAGAGGAACGAUACCCAACCACCAGCGCUGUUUCUGUGUUGCUAAUACAAAGAACAGGACCUUAUUCGGGAGAUCCUACCAAAAAUAUGGCAACAGUUAUUACUAUUGCUGCAUCUCAUUUAUAAAUCACAAAGUAAUGAUAGCUUAGACAAGGUUAUUUUUUUUGUUACUUAAUAACAGCAAACAUAUGCUGUUGCUUGACAUAAACCAAAAUAAACGUAAGACAGCAGUCAAUCAACCAUUUUAACCCAACAGUAUAUUGUUAAAAAGCAGUCGUAUAAAACCCACUGUUAAUACGAAAUAUUCACACACAUCCGCUUCCCCAUUUACAUUGUGUACAUAUUGACCUGAUCAUGUGAGUGCCAUUAGGAACAACAAACAUGCUGCAUUCCCCAGUAUUAAGACCACACAUCGUCCGGCUCCACUUGUGAAGUGGUAUGAUUCCUUUCCAUUGCAAGGGUUGGAUAACUUUAAUGAAAAUGUUCAUGAAUCUGAAAACGAGGACAAGCAAUGUCUACUACAACAAUGUUGUAGUAGACAUAAGCAAACACUGUAUUGAGUGUUUUUUUUUUUUUUUUUUAAUGUAUUCCGAGGAUUGUAACAUAGUUUGUAUAUUUCAUGUAGCACAUCUUUGCUUUGGCCGGCUGGUUAGUGUGCAGAUCAGACAGCCAGAAUGGGGUGUGGGUUAGAACCGCGUAGGUAAACAAUAGUUUUUGGUGAGUUAUAACCCCACGGUCAAUAAGUCAGGUCGUAUAAUGUGGGGCUACUGGAAUUUUACAAAGUACAGUACGAAGCAUGGCUCUCUGCUACUGAACAGGCUGGUUUUACAUAGACGUGAAGGUGUGAGAGACAUUUCGCUGUGAGUAAGGCCGUCUCCCGUCUACGUUUCAUGAAAUAGUUUUUUGUGUACAGUGGACAAAGUAUGAAACAAUCCGUCAAUACGCCUGGUAAAUAUGCGGAGACUUAUGAUUGGAAGAACAACAUAUGCAAACCGUUUGAAUUAGAUCAAACAAUGUAUGAUAAAACAUGAGAUAAUUGUUAAAAAAUAAAAACUUAAACAAAACAUGACACAAUGAUGGAUUAGAAAAGACUUGUUAAAAAAAAAAAGCACUAUGUAUUGCAGCUGUUGGGUUUAACAUAAGAUAUAGAAAAAGCAACUCAGAUCCAUUGCUCCUGCUGAAAUUACAGAGUUGUGGAAAUUGACAUUCUGCAUCGUUACAACUUCUACAUAGAAGAAGCCCUUUCCUUUGUCCAAGCAAACAAUAUGAUAAUACAAAUAUACACGCUUUGGCUAACACUUCCCUCCCCAUGCAAUCAUCAGUUAUUUUUUCUUUUCACACAUACCAUAAAAAGCACAAAAAGAGCAAAAUCUAAGAAAACACCAUCUGUUGCAUAUAGAACAACAUGAACAGAAAGGCCUUUGGGUUAUAAGAUCACAUGCCUACACUCUUCUCUACUCUGUCAAGUCCAGACCAUGGCUGGAUGAGUCUGGACAGAGACUGAUAGGUAUCCUUUUCUGGAACAGUGACCCCUGCUGGUCAAGAAGGAACCAAAUUUAUUUCUGAAUCAGCUGAAAAAAUAUAAUGACAUCAUAAAGAACCUUAAAUAAAAAAAUAAAUUAUCUUAAUUAAAAUAUAAUUUUAAUGAUAUGUAAUAUGUGCCUUUUUAUUAUAAAUAUGAUGACUUAAGUCUGAUGUGCAUCGUGAACUGUUUUAAAAGCACUCUUUUUUAAGGUAUGAUCUUUGGUUAGAGAAGGUGUUUAUGUUUUGGGGUGUAUAUUUUUAGAUCCUGAUGAUCAACAGAACUAGGAGCCACUGUUCCAGCUAUAAUUGCUAUUUCUGUAUGGAAAGAAAAAUCCCAUGCCUCAGAUUUAUUUUACACAUAAAAAAAACGUUGCUCCCAAAAUGAUACAUACAAAACACCUGCUCUGCUUAAAAAGGUUAAAAGUAUAGGGUUAGACUGAAAGGUGGGAAGCAAGUCCAAAAACAUAAGGCCAGCUAGAUUGCAUAGAACUUGGAAUAGUGCAUCGAUGCAGCAAAAGGCUGUGCUCCAUUCCUCAGUCGAUUGGCAAAACCUGGAGCAAUUCCUCAGUAAACAACGGCCUUUAAAACACUUUUUCAUUUCUUUUCUUUUUUUUAUCCUCUGGCAGAAGACAUUUCCAUUCACAAUGUCAUGAUUGGCAUUGGAUAUAUUAACCCUGCAUCUGAAGUGUUCAUAUGUAGAGGUUAUGCAGUGGCAACAACGCAUGUUUUACCAGAAUAGAAUAAGAAGUAACGACAAUAAAAAAAGAAUAUCACGUGGGAGUAAUGCUUAUGAGCCCUACUGCGCUGAAUGCUAUUUUUCGGUCAUUAAUGCAAAAAUUGAGACAAACAAAUUUACCA